Dermatophagoides pteronyssinus (European house dust mite) is the source of this 450-nucleotide messenger RNA. Its product is annotated as acidic leucine-rich nuclear phosphoprotein 32 family member A-like. NCBI's taxonomy places the organism in Eukaryota, Metazoa, Arthropoda, Arachnida, Sarcoptiformes, Pyroglyphidae. The record is from RefSeq and is a predicted model, not a curated record.
AUGGCUGGGAACAAAGUCGAGUCCUACAGCUUUAUUGAAAAACUUAUUCCUUUGACGAAGCUAAAAGAGCUAGAUUUGGAUGCAAAUCCAAUAUGUCAAAACGCAACCGCCACUCAAAACUUCGUGAGCAAAGUGUUUGGCAUCCUUAAAACUUUGAAAGUCGUAAACAUGUACGAUAACGAAAACCAACAAAUUAAUGACAGCGAAGAGACCGAUUCAAACAACAGCGACGAUGUAUACGGUGAGUUUGGUAACGAAGACGACGAAAGUGACGAACUUUAUGUCGAAGAAUCGGGCGGUAAUUCGCUCGUUGACGAUAUGGAAGACGACAGUUUACUUCUAGACUCUGAGCUGGAAAAAAUAGAUUCGAACUUCGAAGAUUCCGACUACGAGUACAACUCAGAUGAAGAAAAUAAAAAAACUUCCGAACGCAUUACAUUAAGUGUAUAA